Molecule: messenger RNA, 2264 nt
Organism: Gymnodraco acuticeps
Lineage: Eukaryota; Metazoa; Chordata; Actinopteri; Perciformes; Bathydraconidae
Gene: pacc1
Product: proton activated chloride channel 1
Exons: 8
Coding region: 291-1352 (353 amino acids)
Source: RefSeq, a predicted model, not a curated record
ACCUUAGGGGGAAGGAAACAAGGAAACGUCAAGGACACUGAUGUUUACUAUUGGAUCGUGGUCUGUAGGUGCUUCAUUAUCAUGGGAGGAGAAUUUAACGUUUACGCAAAACCUCCCAUGGGUGUUGUUGUCUCUCUUUAUAGCGGUAAACAGGGACCUUAGAAGGAGGGAAUUACAUUUAAUCUAAAAUGUAUUUCUUAUUUAUUAAAACUACUUUUCACACUUCGCACAAGUAGCCAGGAGUUUCUCUUUGAAGAGCAGAGUAGUGUUUGUAAAGGAAGUGCAGAGGAAUGGGCCGGAAAGAAAGAUCCCGGUCAUACGAAGAGUUUAAUGAUGACGAUGACGAAGGAAACAAACAGUCGGCAGGAUUCUUCGACGAUGCGAUCGACCUGGACCGCGAGGAGACCAACGACAGCGUGUCGCCGGAGGAGGAUGAGGAGGUCAGGGAGAGCAGUCCUCCCAUGAGGUUCAGUAAGGGCUGUCUGAAGAACCUCUUCAUGGUUGUGCUCAUCUUCAUCUACCUACUGCUCACCGGGGUCGCCUUCUUCCUCGCCUACCAGACCAUCUCUGACUUCCUGGAGAAACUCAACCACCCCGUCAUGUCCGUCACCUACAAGGAGGUGGACUCCUUCUCACCCCCGGGUAUCACUCUGUACCCCGGCAGAGCUGAGCUGCUGAGCUGCAGACAUCACUUCCACGACUACAUCCCUCCGUUAGUGGAGCCCGGGACGCACCAGGAGGGAGAGUGCGUGACUCAAGACGUGACGUACGACGGACCGUUCAGCAACCAGACCCUGAGGAAAGCUGUGGUGGUGCGCGGCCCGUCUGACGUCAGGAACAAAGAGUUGAUCUUCAUGCAGUUCAGCCUCAACGAGACGGAGGAGGACUUCAGCGCCAUCACAUACAUGCUCUUCUCCAAGUUCAGUGACCUGACUGAGAGUGAAAAUAAGUCUGACUUCAUGAGGGAGUGUGAGAGGAACUACUCCAUGUGGACGUUCUCUGGAGGAUUCAGGACUUGGGUCAAGAUGUCUCUGGUGAGGACGUCCGGGAAAAGCCACGAGGCGGUGGAGUUUCGGCAAGAGUCCGCUGUGGUGAAAUUCAACGACAAAAGGCCGGACUCGGAGAAAAACAACCAGCUGUUCUUUGCCGUCUUUGAAUGGCGCGAUGCCUUCAUGCAGGACAUCCGACUGAUUGUGACGGCUAAUCCCUGGAACUCCGUGGCCAUCCUCUGCGGCGUCUUCAUGGCUCUGUUCAAAGCCGCUAACUUUGCCAAACUCACCAUCCAGUGGAUCAUUAAAAUGCGGAAGAGGCAUCAGAGAAAUAAAGCUCGGGAGAUGAACCAAAUCCAGUGAGAGACUGUUCCAGAAACACACGGAUGGUAAACUGGGAAAAAACCCUAAUCAUACAAAUGAAGCUCAGCGCAAGUUCAACCAGGAAGACCAUCUUUACUCAUUCAUUUACUAUUUCCAUGUCACUACUCUCUCUCCUCUCAAUAAGUGAUCGGGGGCAUCUCUCCUAGGGUUGCAAAGGGGCGGAACAUUUCCGGUAAAUUUCCAGAAAGUUUCCAUGGGAAGUUAAGCUGGGGAAUUUUGGAAAUAUUCGAUACAACAUUUUUUAAAAACUUGACAUUUCAACAGAUUUUUUAGAACAGAACAAGUUUUAAUUAUUUUAUUGAACAAUUAUUUGUUUGAUUGAAGAACGAAAACAGGAAUGUUGAGUUAAAUAUUACUCAUCUGUGCAUGUGAUGGAGGAAUGCACAGUGCCUGUGGGGGUGUGGUCUCAAUAGCCGUGCAGUAAGUGGCAUGGAUAUUCAAGUGUACUUGAAUGGCAUCUGUUUGUUUUAGUCAAGAUUAUGCUAAAAUAUACUUUCCCCAACUAUAUUUAAGUUCCCUAUGAAGAGCCAACCUUCAAUUUUGAAAAUUCCCAGUUUAUUCCCAUAAAUUCCCGUUAAUUCCCAUGGAAAAUGUCCAUCUUUGAAAAUUCCCGGAAUUUUGCAACCCUAGUCACUCCCCAGCUUAACCAAUCACUUCGCUCUUUUCUCACAAGCCUAUCAUAGCGCUCCAGUAACCCCUUUUAAAUCUGCUCUCCCCCCUCUGACAGCUGUCAUUUCAGGUGACUCGACACAACCCCCCUCCACCCCUUUUCACCUCCUGUCCCUCUGAAUCCAGGGUCAAGCUAAGCCCCUCCCCUUCAGACCGAACCCAACCAUCCAUUCACCACCACCAGUGUCAAGCUAAGCCACUCCCCUUCAGACCGACCCCAAC